AUGGAACACGAGGCUACUUAUGACUUCGAGGACGAAGACCACUUCUGGACCGUUCUCGACCAGACCAUCUCCCGAGACUGCGACAGCCACAGUGGGAUCGACGAUACCUUGCGGUCCUACCUGAGUUUGGUGUGUUCCUUUCGGGAACGCUUUCUGCCCACCGACGAGGAUCUUGGUCGCUGUGCAUUCAAGUUGCAAGAUUCGACCCUCUUUUCCAUCCACGCCGAUUACAUUCGCCGGCAGUUUGUCCAAUGUUUACUUGAGGAGGAUGAACCCGAUAUUGUCCUGGCGUCGACUGCCUUCCUGCUGGCUGAUGCACAAUGCCAUGAGAGGACUUAUGAAUUGUUGAAUGAAGAAGGGGCGUUUCCGAGACUGGUCGAUCUCAUAACGAGCCCGAAGCGACAUGGCCAUGAAGUGCUUCACAGGCUCCUCAUGGAGCUGCUCUACGAAAUGUCGCGCAUCCAGAAGAUCAGUCUCGGUGACCUAGCGCAUGUCAGUGAUGACUUUAUCAAGAUGCUGUUCGAGAUUAUAGAACAGGUUUCCAACGAUGUCGACGACCCCUACCAUUAUCCCACGAUUCGUGUUUUGCUUGUUCUCAAUGAGCAAUACAUGGUUGCGGCGCACGCUCCUACAAGCGGCCAGAAUGCCGUCCCACUUACCAACCGGGUGAUCAAGGUCCUAUCCGCCCAUGGCAGUGAGUACAUGACGUUCGGUGAGAACAUAAUACUCCUGUUGAACCGGGAAGAUGAGACAUCUUUGCAGCUGUUGACUCUGAAGUUGCUGUACCUGUUGUUCACCACUCCUACCACGUACGAAUACUUUUACACAAAUGACCUUCGAGUUCUGGUGGACAUCUUGCUUCGGAAUCUGCUCGACCUCCCAGAAGAGGCUUCCUCGCUUCGUCAUACAUAUCUUCGCGUCCUAUACCCACUUCUCGAACACACACAACUAAAAUACCCUCCAUACUACAAAAGGGAGGAAAUCCGUAAAGUAUUGAUGAUACUCGGUGGCAAUCACGCCAUCGAGAACGCUGGUGCCCCAAGCUGGCUGCCUCCUUGGAGUCAUUUCGAUACCGUGGACGAGACCACGAAGCGGCUUGUCAGGCGAUGCGAAGGAGUGAAUUGGUUGAUGGAUUCCGUGACCGACGCUCCAACAGAGAGCGAAUCGCCCACGGACGACACAGCCUCCAACACUUCGCCUCCAGCUUCGCCAUCGAAAGGCAAACCCCCAGCUCUGCCUGCGCCGCGCAAAUUGAAGAAGCGAGCCUCCUCCAAAGGUUCGACGCAGACAAUUGGCCAGUAUCUCAUCCCUCAACUAGAGAGCGCUCGCCAAUCGAGCCUCAGUAUGAUGGAAGUGGCCGCGCAAAGGGAGAAACCUGGAGUUAUGACGCCUAGUCGCAACCCGAGUUUGAAACAAAACCUUCGGGCCGCGAUAAUGCACAAGAAGGAAAGGCCUCCCCCGCCACCCCAAGCCCGAAGGUCUGGAUGGGGAAGGCCAAACAUGCGGGCCCAUCAAACUGACUUGGAGGUUGCCAAAGCAGGAAUUACAAUUGCGGAACAGGAAAUCAUAACCGAAAAUGCGAGGCAUCGCUACGAUCACAGUCAUCAGGCGAGACAUGCCCCGGUGCCAGGGGUUCCAGAAAACGGGACGGGCACAUCCCAACCAUUUCAAGAACCGCCUCCGGUACCGUCCCGUCACAAAGGACAUUUCAAGAAGCCUCCGCCCACACCCAAGGCACGUCGUUGGCGGGUCAAGCGUGGUAAAGAGGAAGAUGGAAACUGUGGCACAAAUGGGCCUAGGCAACCCGGAAAAUUCAAUUCGAAUCUACCUUCGAUUGUGACCACUACGACCAAAGGAGAAGAUAUCCCAGAGCAAAGCCCAUCUUCGCCGCAAGAAAAGACAUUCAGUCUGGUUGAUUCGGUAUCUGCAGGGUCAGCGGGAAGCAAUGUGAAAGUGCCAGUUAGCCAGGCUCUGGAGAACGCCCAGGCGCAGGUUGUGGAGGCUAUCACGGACACCUUGGAACAUGUUGAUCUCAAGGCGGACCAGACGAGUAGUAAUGCGAGAAAUAGCAACGACACCGGGUUGGAAGAACUGAGCAAAGGGACAGAGGUCAAUCAUAUCGCCGAGGAGACCACCGAAACCAGCACUGAACGAAUUCAGGGGCAUUCUCAGGACGACGCCGAACCUUGCUUCCACGAUGCCGUCAUGAACCAACCCCAACCAGUCUCUCAAGCUCCGUCUCCUGCUCCUCAGCCAUCGGACAGGAACGAAAUCAAGAUUAUCGCGCCGCUCGAAACGAGUUCCGCCGUACCAAUAGCGCAUAGGCCGAGAAUGGUCCUCACUCCCCCAGCGCAGGAACCCGUGCGCGGUGUGCCAGGACCGCAGUACGAACUUGAACGAAGUCCGUUUUUGACGGACGAAGAUGAGGAGGAGGUCGAGGUCGAGGGCGAAGGCGAAGGCGAAGAGAAAGAGACGGAGAUAGAGAUACGGGGCCGAUGA
Molecule: messenger RNA, 2499 nt
Organism: Capronia epimyces CBS 606.96
Lineage: Eukaryota; Fungi; Ascomycota; Eurotiomycetes; Chaetothyriales; Herpotrichiellaceae
Exons: 7
Coding region: 1-2499 (832 amino acids)
Biological process (GO): actin cortical patch assembly; endocytosis; actin cortical patch localization
Cellular component (GO): actin cortical patch
Molecular function (GO): Arp2/3 complex binding
Source: RefSeq, a predicted model, not a curated record